GUGACGUCAGUGGGAAAUCCCACGACCCAACUGGAUGUCGCAACUCGCAACCGCACAGGAACUUACGCCAUCAUACACAGACACGAUCGGCGAUCACUUGGGCGACUUUGAACGGCGUCCGCGCGCUUGUUCUUUUCACGAUUACGCCGAACGGAUUUCGGGCUCAGCGAGCGACUGAGUGCGCGUGCGUGCGGGAUGUGUCAAGUGUUCGCCUCCCGCUGCCAUGCGGUUCCCUUUGGGCACGCCGAAGUCUCGGUCCCCUCCGGACCGUGACGCGCUAGAAGACGCAUGCCACCAACUCGCGCUCAUGACAUUUGUCAUCUUGCUUGUACCUUUGCUGGUUGCCACGGUGACGGCAGAACUCCACCCGGAUACCGGCCCGCCAGGUAGGCACCCGGCGCUCCGACGACUGGAAACAAACACAGAAGCGAGUCACAGAAGUUCGGGGACGAGGUGCCAAGACUGGGACGAGUCGUGGUCCGAGGUCGUGCGCGUCCUGGAGGGUGAGGCGGCGUGGGUGCGUUGUCCCCUCUCGGGCCACCCGGCCCGAGACAACUCGUCACGCGACCUGACGUGGUACCGCCGCCUCCGAGGACAACACCUUGAACGGCCAAUCACGCACAACGGGCGUCUGAGCAAAGAGCGCGACAGGUUGUGCUUUCAGCCGGCGGCGGCCGACGACUCGGGCUGCUACGCCUGCCUGCCACGGGAGCGGUCAGCGGGCACCGAGACGUGGGUGCGCGUGACGGUCGUCCGCCGGCCGCAGGUGGCGCCGGGGGACUCGAAAUGCGAGCGGCCGCUCGCCGUGGCGCCCGAUCAGGUCGUCGUGGCCUUGCAGAGCGACCAGAUGCUGGAGUGCCCCGACCGGCGAGAGGCCGCCGACAUGGCCGACGCCCCGCCCGCCGUCACCUGGUACCACGCGUGCUCGCGGUCCGACCACUGGACGAGCGAGCGCGAGCAGGUGGGCGCUCAUCUUCAGAUUCACAACAUGGUGGACCACUACCAGGGGUUGUACACGUGCCAGGUGCACUACCGGAGAGGCGGCCGAGCGCUUCAUUUCACGCGAGGCCUCAACGUCACCGCCGUCUCGCCCCCUUUCCUGCCCAAAGAGCCCAGCGUGCUCCAACCGACAAGCGAGCACGUCUUCCGCGUCAAACGAGGCUCGUCCGUGCGUCUGGUGUGCAGGGGACGCUUUCCCUACCUGGACCGGGACUCGGACCGGGCCAUCUGGUGGAGCGUGGACGGCAACGCGGUGCACGGCCAGCCGGCGGAUCCCCGUUUCUCCGCCAGCAACAAGUUGGUGAGCAGCAAAUACGGAGAUCGCGUCGAGGAGAGCGUCCUGCUGAUCCGGGACUUUGGCUCCGAGGACCUGGGCAAGACCUACAACUGCUCCGUGAGGAACCGGCGAGGAUUCCAGACGCGCAGGGCGCAGCUCCGGGAGGAAGCGUGGGUGCCGUGGUUGCAGGUGGGCUGCGGUCUGGCCCUGAUCCUGGCGCUGUCGCUGGCCGUCUCGGCGCUCUGCGGCGUCUUCCGACUGGAGCUGCUGCUGCUCUACAGGUCCCGCUUCGGCGCCGACGAGCGGCACACGGACGACAAGGAGUUCGAUGUGUACAUCUCAUACGCCAGGAACAGCGAUGAGGAGAAGUUUGUUCUGAGGACACUGCGCACAGUCCUGGAGAACCAUCUGGGUUACACGCUGUGCAUCUUUGACCGAGACAGCCUGCCGGGCGGGACCAUCACGGAUGAGACUCUGCGCUUCGUGGCGCGGAGUCGCCGCCUGCUGGUGGUGUUGGGCCCCGGCUACGCCCGGCAGGGCUCCCAGGCGCUGCUGGAGCUCAAGGCGGGCAUGGACGGCCUGGCCGGCGGCCACCUGCGCCUCAUCCUGCUCCAGUACAAGCGCGUGCGGCGGCGGGAGUGGGUGCGCGAGCUCAGGCGGGCGCGCGUGGCCCUGGCCGUGGUGCGCUGGCAGGGCGAGCGCUCGCGGGAGAUGACGUCGCGCUUCUGGAAGAAGCUCAGGCUGGAGCUGCCCGUCAGGAGGACGCACGCGGGGCACGGGGAGAGCGGCGCCGAGGCGGGGCUGGUGAGCCCGCCCGCCGGCCGCCGGGCUCCCCUCGACCUCGAGGGCUCAUGAACGCCCGUCCGCCGCUUUUCAAAAGGCCUACUACUUCUUCUUUCGGAUGACUUUGGGGGAGAGGCGGCGGACACCCUGGACUAGUCGCUCCGCAAACAGACCGGUCGCCCAAAUGGGGAAACCAAACCUCACAACUGCGAUAGGGCUGCACCGUGCAGGCAAAUGUGCGAUAUGGGUGUGGACUCUCGUCUUGAUUUUUUCGUACGGCAAAAUGAUCGGGCCUUUUUAAAAAUAAAAAUAA
Molecule: messenger RNA, 2372 nt
Organism: Hippocampus zosterae (dwarf seahorse)
Lineage: Eukaryota; Metazoa; Chordata; Actinopteri; Syngnathiformes; Syngnathidae
Product: interleukin-1 receptor accessory protein-like
Exons: 12
Coding region: 224-2131 (635 amino acids)
Biological process (GO): signal transduction
Molecular function (GO): interleukin-1 receptor activity
Source: RefSeq, a predicted model, not a curated record